GGUUUGGGAUUAAAAACGAAACUGGUUUGACCUUUGGGAAUAUUAAAGAAAAUGGCGUUAGGGGGAAGUUUAAAUUUAGACAAUUUGUCAGAUCAAACAUUUGAUCUGCUGUGUAGAAUUUGUAAACGGAAAGGCAACAAUUCCGAAGCAGAAAAGUACUGUUUAGAAUGUCAAGAUUAUUUUUGUUUGAAAUGUGUCAAAGUUCAUGAGGAUGUACCGUCGAUAAUGGACCAUAAUAUUCUCGACAAAAGCCAGUUUCCAUCGGACUCGGCUAAGAUAGUUGGUUCAAGGAAGACUUUAUCAGAUAAAUCAAUCGAGAGAUGUGACAAACACAGUCAUAAUGGUAUUGAUAUGUAUUGUCAGAUUCACGACCAAGUUGGGUGUGGCACCUGUAUGACUUUAGCUCAUAGGAACUGCCAAGAUACAUUUUACAUACCAGAAUAUAUUUCGGACACCGGCCUAACAACAUCUAUAAAAGAAGUUGAAGAGAAAUUGGAUUCCGUGUCAAUGUACCUUACAAGACAGCAUGAAAGCAUAAAAAGCGAGCAAGAUCAGCUCUUGGAGAGGAAAAAACUGUUAGUUGACAAUAUCACGAAAUUCAGAAAAGAAAUCAACGACAAGCUGGAUGACCUAGAAAAGGUUACAAUCAGUGAUGCUGAUAAUACUUACAAAUCGCUGACAAAUGAGAUGAAAAAUGCAAUGCGAAUGUUGCAAAAUAUGAAGGAAACUAUUGCAGGUUAUCGAGAAAGGAUUAAAUCAAACAGUAACAACCAAACGACAAGGUUUGUCACCCUGAAAAAAGCUGAAGAUAUUGAUCACACGGCCUCUAAAUUAGAAAUCAAACUUAAAAAAGGUAAAUCGUUCGGAAAUAUCGAGUUUGAAGCUGGUCAAAAGUUAUCAACGCUAUUAAAGGAUAUGAAUAGUUAUGACUUUACAGCCCAGCAGCCAGCACAAAAAUAUCAACACCCACAACAACCUUGUCAGCCCCCACCUCAACAAUAUCAGCCCCCACUAGAACCCAAGCGACCAAGAGAUAAAUCAGCAGGCAAAGGGAUGGUUUGUAAAGCAAUGUACGAUUAUGACGCAGUUGACACGGACGAGGUUGAUAUGCGAGAGGGAGAUUUGAUCGUAUUCUGUAAGCAGUUUGAAGCUGGAUGGUCUGAAGGCACGGUAGAGAGAACCGGAAAGCGUGGAUUUUUACCUUCAAAUUAUGUGGAGAAAAUCAACUAGGCGCUUUUUUAAAUGAAAAUUUAAUCAUUUUUUAAAAUGUGUAUAGAACAUGUAUAUAACUAUGUGUGUUAAGAUAAGUUGUUAACCUAAAGCCUAAGGCGAGUCAGAACCAGAAUUGCAUUAAAGUUGUGAUGGAAAACGUGAUAAUUAUGUUGUUACUACUUAACAGAGCCUUUAUGUUAAAUAAAUUUUUUUAAAGUUUUUUAAAAAUCAAAACUUAAGAUAGAUGCUUUUGAACAGUUUUUUUUUUUUGCUUUUUCUAGAGCAAGACAAAAUAGUGUGAUGUCUUCUUGAAAUCUUCCACAUUGGUAAGACAGUUAUAAAAAUGUUUAAGUACAAAUCUGCAUGGAGAACAAAGUCAGUGCCUGCUCAGGCAAAGAUAUAAUUUUUGGGAGUUUUCGUAAGAUAAUUUUUGGUAUGGGUACAUGUAGUUUCGCAGGAAAAGAAGCCCAGACCAGUCUGCCUAAAGUGUACAUAGCUGUUGCAAUUUCUUUCACAUCCAUAAUUAA
Messenger RNA from Ruditapes philippinarum (Manila clam), 1739 nucleotides. RefSeq names its product endophilin-A1-like. The transcript is spliced from 3 exons. The record is from RefSeq and is a predicted model, not a curated record. Gene Ontology annotation, cellular component: focal adhesion. Gene Ontology annotation, molecular function: actin filament binding; zinc ion binding. The coding region runs from base 52 to 1230 and encodes 392 amino acids. NCBI's taxonomy places the organism in Eukaryota, Metazoa, Mollusca, Bivalvia, Venerida, Veneridae.